UGCAAAUCCGCUUUUGUGGAGAGCUUUUUCCUAGCAGGUACACCUUUAUUUAUCCCUAAAAUCCACGAUUAAACUGCUGCAUGAUGAUGGAUUCAAAGUAUCUGGAGCAACAAGUUGGUGUUCCAUUAUCAAAGUGCCUGGCUGAGGUGAUUCAGCAUCGUCCUAUAGAUCCGAUUGAGUUCAUGGCGAACUGGUUGAAAACAUACAGACAAAAUGUUUUAUUUGCUGAAAAGAUGGAAGUUGAAGCGGCACAGUUAGCAAAAGAACAUGAAGACUACGCUCGCGAGAUGGUAAUGCAGGAAAAGAGACGAGCAGAGGUUGAGCAGCUCAGAAAGGAGGAAGAGGAAAAACAAAAGGCUCUAGAAGCACAACUUGCUGCCCAGAAAAUGAAACAGGAUUCUAACUUGUCUGCUCCUAAUUUACCGCCACUGCCAGAAGGAGAGGAGCCAAGUCAAGAUGAAACCGCUAGAGAGGAGAGCGCGCCAGUGGAAAAUGGCGAAGCUGCACCAGCUGGAGAGCCUGAGGCUCAGGAACAAGCCCUUUAUUUCCACGAGAGUGCACCAGUCGAAAAUGCCAAGGCUGCACCAGCAGAACCGGAGCCAGAGGCUCAGGACCAAGAAGAGGAGGCAGAAGAGGAGGAGUCAUAGUUAUCAUUCUUCAUUGAUCAGAUGUAAAAAAAGGGAAUAACUCGCCUGUGCACAGAUGGCAUGAAAUUGAAUUGUUCUUCGAAAUUGUCUAGUACUCACACAGUCAUUUAGUGCCUUGGGCCACUCUUUCUUUGCCCUUGGUUGUAUCAAGUGUAACAUAGAUCUAUAAACCUUGGUUGUAAAUCAAAGAUGUAUGCCUCUGGAUUAUGUUGAAACUAAUAAGAACCACCAGAAACUUGUGUGCUGCAUACAUUAUACUGGUUAGUGUAGAUUUGAAAAGAACAGUCAUUCAGAAUCAAAAUGUAGAUUUUAUACUGAGUUACUUUUUAGUCAAUAAAAAAACUAGGGAUAACCUCACAUUACUAUUCUAAGUCAUUUUGUCUUAUUUUCACAAUCUCAACAGAUUUGUCAUGCAUUCAGCAGUAUACCAUGGCAUUCUCAUCACAAACUGAUUUGUCAAUCACUGAUUCAGUCAUUCAAUUAUAUGAUGGCAGUGUCACUCUUGUUAGGAAUAUGCUUGUGAAUUCUUUGUUUGAUUAUGAUACAGUUAUGUGUUUUACCAAAUUUGAAUAAAGACUAGUCUUUGAUAAUUCUUGAUUUAACUCAUUACCAUUGAAUGUACAUGUAUUAUGAUGUAUUACCAGUUACUGUCCAAGUUUUAUUCAUAUCUGUCCAAGCUUUGUGCAAGUUUUGUUUAUUUGUUCAGCCGUCUAUUUUUGUGUUCAAUUUAUUUCUUUUCAUCCUAAUUUUGACAACAUCUUAUGGCUAGUGGUAGAAAACACCUUUUAGGGGACAGGACAGAGCUGUGUUAAUUGUCCGUUAAUUUCAAAUCACAUAGGAGUAAGGCUAUAUUCUAUUCCUACUGUCUUUGAGAGCCCAAGAAACAUAUAAAACCAAUACUGUUAAUGAAAACAUUCCUACUUUCCAAUCUUUCAUUCUGGUUUGAAUAAAAUUAGAGGUUGUGUUACUUAGCAUUUGAUGAUAUUCAAGUGUUCAUGUCAACUUUGUGAAAUAUAUUUAUUUAU
Molecule: messenger RNA, 1672 nt
Organism: Lineus longissimus
Lineage: Eukaryota; Metazoa; Nemertea; Pilidiophora; Heteronemertea; Lineidae
Product: DPY30 domain-containing protein 1-like
Exons: 5
Coding region: 81-647 (188 amino acids)
Cellular component (GO): Set1C/COMPASS complex
Source: RefSeq, a predicted model, not a curated record